Epinephelus lanceolatus (giant grouper) is the source of this 5178-nucleotide messenger RNA. It is a transcript of the gene tmem106bb, whose product is annotated as transmembrane protein 106Bb. NCBI's taxonomy places the organism in Eukaryota, Metazoa, Chordata, Actinopteri, Perciformes, Serranidae. The record is from RefSeq and is a predicted model, not a curated record.
GCUUUCCCAUGGCUAUGAACGCAUCACACGGACGCAUGUCUGUUUCUCAAAGGAUAAACAAACCUACAUGAGCCAUCAGCAGCAGUAGUCUGUCAACGUUUAACAAAGAGUCGCAUUCAGGUGUGACUAUGGGGAAGUCUUUUUCCCACCUUGCUAAGCAGACAGGCCAUGACGAGGGUCAGGACAGCCUGACCUCUCCUCUGGAGGACACCCACACUGACGACGGAAAGGGAGGAGAUGUUUCCCAGUUUCCUUAUGUGGAGUUCACAGGACGGGACAGUGUGACGUGUCCCACGUGUCAGGGCACUGGGAGGAUCCCCAGAGGACAAGAAAAUCAACUUGUGGCAUUGAUUCCAUACAGUGACCAAAGGCUGCGACCCAGGAGGACGAAGUUGUAUGUAACAGCUUCAGUGGUGGUCUGCCUGUUACUGUCCAGUCUGGCUGUGUUCUUCCUCUUCCCUCGCUCCAUCGAUGUGUCCUACGUCGGGGUGAAGUCUGUUUUCGUCAGCUACGACCAAGAAAAGCGCAGCGUCUAUCUGAACAUCACGAACACCCUCAGUAUCACCAACAACAACUAUUACUCAGUGGAGGUGGCCAACAUCACAGCUCAGGUGCAGUUUGCCAAGACUGUGAUCGGUAAAUCUCGCAUCAGUAACAUCACUGCCAUCAGUCCUCUGGACAUGAAACAGAUUGAUUACAUGGUCCCCACCAUCAUUGCAGAUGAGAUGAGCUACAUGUAUGACUACUGCACUCUGCAAACCAUCAAGGUCCACAACAUUGUCGUCAUGAUGCAAGUGACUGUCACCACGGCGUACUUUGGCCAUGCGGAGCAGGUGUCUCAGGAGAUGUACCAGUACGUGGACUGCGGAGGGAACACCACCUCUAUCAGAGCAGUGACCAAGCCAUUCAACAUCCCACAUCCUGCUGAGUAACCCCAACACUGUUGUCUGACUCGGGCCCCGGAAGCUGGCCUUAGAUGGUUCACUGUGUUUUCCAUUCUCCCCCACCUGCCGUGUCUAGGAAACUGCUGCUGCCACCAUACCAUGAUGUUUACUUCAAUAUAAAUACCAGAAGAAAUCCACUCUAAGAUAAGAAAUUAUGUUUCUUAUGGAAGCACAUUGCAUUCAGCAAAGAAAAAAAUGAUCCAUUAAUGCUGCACAAUUAUCUCACGAUAAUAAGAUUUGUAUUUCAUUGCCUGCAUGCCUUGUAGCAUGAGAUCUGUGUCCCAUGACUGUAGGAAAACCUCUAAACACAAGAUUUCUCUUUUAUAGUUACAGAAAUACUGUCUUGUAGUUCGUAUCUCAAAUUAUGACAUCUAUAUUACUUAAAUACAGGAAAACUAUGACAUACUUAGUAGAUGUGUAUCUCGCAAUUGUAAGAAAGAAUUAAUAUAAUUAUGAGAUCCUCAACUCGUUAUCAGAAGAAAAUUGUUUAAUAAUUAUGAAAUACGGAUCUAAUCACAAGAAAAAUGUUCCAUUAAUACAAGACGUGUAUCUGGUCAUUACAAGAAGACUUUCAACAUAAAUAUCUCUUGUAAUAACAAGAAAACUGUUUUUUAAUUAUGAGAUCAUUAUACUGUAAUUACAUGUGUCAUAAAUUUGUAUCUUAGGACUGUAAGAAAACCAUCCCAUAAUUAGAAAAUCUCGAUCUCAUGAUUUAAAAAAUUCCCCAGUGUUGUCAGUGUCGUUUACAUUUCAUUAUUAUAGGAAAACUAAUAAUAAAGAGAUACGUAUUUCACAAUUACAAGAAUAUAACCAGUUAAAAAAACUAGGUAAUUACCUUGAAGUUGCAAGAAACACAAGACAAAUAUUUCAUAAUUUGAAGAUCUGUAUCAUAAUUUAAAGAUAUGUUUCUCUUAACUAAAAGACAUAUAACUUAUUUAUGAGUACAGUUUCUUAAAAUGAUCUCAUAAUAUCAUCGUGAUUAUGAGAUAUAGAUCUUGUAAUGAUUACAAGAUAACAUUUCCAAUUUUUUUCUCUUGCUGAAUGCAGUGUGAAUCUGUGCAUUUUUGUCCAGUCAAAGUAAAAGCAUUAAGGUGUCCUAAUGUUUCAGCUAGUUUAGUUUAACUGCUCCUCAGUUGCAGACAUUGUUCAAUGUUUGCUCGACCAGCUGCAGCUCUGACUAUCCAUUUCUUUUCCUUUGUCCUCUUCUUGUAUUUGUAAGGGAGUAUGUUAUCACUCUUUUGAGGUGAUGCUGAUGAGGAAUUUUAUCUCACGCCACUCUCUGGAAGCAGCCAUAGUUGCUGAUAAAUUUUUAAGGCCUCUGGUCUGGAGGUAACAGACUGUUUGUUGUCAGCAUCACUGAAUUGUUUGAUAUUGUCAGGAUAGCAACUUAUGUUUUUGUGUUGCUUAAAAGUAUCUCAUAAGAUUGUGAUCCAAAGGUCACUGCUUAACCACUCAUUUCAUUCAAAUAGGGUGUCUGAAAUCUUUCAGUGUCUUUGCCAAAACGAUAUUAUAGUUUUGGUUUCAAAUACAAUCCUACACAUUCCUCAAUCCUUAGUUAAAGGAAUAUAAAUAUGUUUCUUUGCAAAUCUUUUUACAUUCAGCAAAAUAUGCCAGACCUGAAAGUAUCAGCGAUGCCAGUAAUCCAGAAAUAUUGUAUUGUAAUAAGUUUGAUUCUUGGAUACUAGGCUUACUGCUCAAUCAUUUUUGCUGCUUUAUGGCAUGCUUGUUUGUAAAGAUAGAACAAUUUUAAGAUGACUUUUUUAGCCAUACCAUGAAGUUUAAAUUCCUGCUAUUUUGAGAUAAAAACACGUCGGUCCUGAUAAUGACAAAACAAUAUUUGAUACGUCAAAAAGAAGUAGCAUGAUAUUUCAACACUGAGGUUAACUUAAAAAGUUAUCAUGACUGCUCUGAUUCCUGCCUUACGUGAUGAAUACAGUUGUUACAUGAUUUGAAAUUGGACCGGAUCAUCAUUUCAGUUAUCGUAACAACACUAAUUCAUAGAUUCCGCUCUUGAGUUUCUUCGUGUUAUAAACCACAAUUUAUUAUUUAUGCAAGAGGAGAGAGCACAGAAUAAUAAACAAUUUGAAAACUUGAUAAAUGUAUUUCACUACCUACUGAACCAUAAUGCACUUUAUAAGUAUAUAUUUAAAUAGCCCACUUUAUCAGCAGUCCCAAGUUCUCGAAAGCCUAUUCCUCUACCAGUGUUGGGCUCCUUGGGGGAAAAAAAAAAAAAAAAAAAAAAGUGUUGUAAUGUAAUUACAGAAUUCAGAUACCGCUGCCUGUGUUGGAUUCUGAGAUAAGCUCAUGUUGUACAUACUGUAGUGUUUCUCUCUGACUGCACUUUUGCUUUGAAUUUUGUACAAUCUGCUGACCUACUACCACUUACUACUGACUACUGCUUUGGUUUUUAGUUGUUGGGUGUUCAUUAUGAUAACUUACAUGUAUUUUUUGUCUUUAACUUGUACUGUCAUGAAGGAACGUCUCCUGCACUCCAUUUCAAAGGUAGAGAUGGAAAAUUCCUCUUAGCUUGCCAGGUCCAGGAAUUUUCACUGUGUCAAUUUCUGGUGUGACCAUGCUAUAGAUAUACACUACAUCAAUGCCAUGCAGGGCGUGGAAAAAAAAAACUAAGGCACCCACUAGUUGACAGUAUAAGCAAACUUAUUAGACUGGAUGACAUCACUCUUUAAUUACAAGAGGAUUUAUCAAUUUAGAGGGUGUCACAUCAUUGACCCAUCUCUGAACUGGCAACCUUAUGGAAGCAAACAAGAGAUAUAAUAUUUCAAUUUUAAUAGCCACAUAAUAAUUAAUAUCGAAAUUUAAACACCACUGAAUUCAUAGGAUUGAAAUUCUUAGAUCUGAAUUUGAGUAAUCAAAUUUGAGCAUUUUUUUAAAUUCUGAAAUUUACAUUUUUGGAUCAGAAUUUGUGAACAUUGAAUUAUUAAUUUUAAUUUCAGAAGUGAAUUUAGAACAAAUUUAGUUGCGUGGUUUUCAAAGUAAAAUAUUGCAAUACUCUGAAUUAAGUGGUGUACAAAUUUCAAUGUUAAUAAUUCAUUGGCUGCUAUAAUUUAAGGAAUUGUUUCUUUUAUUAGCUUCAGUACAAAAACAUGCACCAGUUUUUGAAUUGUGAGAAUUUGCCUUUUCUUUCUCUGUUUAACAUGAUUGUAAGUUGUUAUCUUUGGGUUUUUGAACAGACAGGUUAACUGAUAAUUAAACUUAUUGUUAGAUGCAGCCCUUCAUCAGGGCAACAGUUAAGAAAAUAUGUUUGCUUGCAUUUUACUCAGUUACAGAUGAGAAGAGUUUAUUAGUUUAAUCCCUGAUUGUAUGGAAGAAAAUAAGAUACAUAUGUUAAAGACAGCUUAUUCUUGUUGAACAGAGAAAUGGAAAAACCCCCACAAUUAACUAACGAUCAACUACUGAACAAUAAAACCUCUCUGAAGUCUUGGAAAUCAAAUUUCAGAAUAUUAAUUGUUUUAGCUACAUAAGAGACAGUGUAGACCACUGAGGCCUUUUGGUCAAUAAAUCAUGAAGGGCCUUUUUUGUAAUUAUUACUGUUAGAAUUCCUUUUGGUCAUUUUUGAUCAUGUAGUCAGAAUUUUCCACUUUGUAUCACCUCUUGAAUGCAGCAUUAUGUUCUGCCCUCCUAUCCUAUCCUGCUGCAAGUUGUUCAUCUGACAUUUUGAGGCGUCCUGUAAUUUGUUGACCGUUAUGACUUUACAUGCUGACUUGCAUAUUAUGCAUAAUAAUCACUACCAAAUUCUUCUAAGUGUGCUGGUGUCCUACUUGGAAAUGGUGUUCUCAUUUUUGUACCGUACAUAAAAAUCAGAAUGAUCAAUGUUUUUCCAACAUUUCAUCUAAUUUAUUUUGUUGAUGGAUUAUAUUUUUUCAUCCUUGACAAAAAAUGAUCCAGUUGUGUAUCAAAUCUAUUUUGAAUGAAAAACAUCUUGCAUAUCGAAAAUACAUGCUUUUGUCAACAUUGUGUAAAUACUUGGAGAUUGUGUUUAUAUCAUAUUCAUACAAACUGUAAUGGUUGGGAUGCUAGACAACACAUAACAUUUAAACUGAGUGGGAUUUAAAGAAAAGCACACAUUUUUUAAUCCUAAUGUGCACCCUUAACAGUCCUUUUAACAUUUCAAAUGCUAUUUUAGACUCCUACCUCUAAUGUCAUUUUAAACGUUUUGUUGGUCAUUAUUCAUAGUGAUUGUUGUGGGAGCAUGAAUAAAGUUUAAAAACAUGUU